AUGAAGGGACGCGGCUGCUGGGAGACGGCCUCCGUGCGCUCCUUCUGCAGCUCCGGCUGCCUGAAUAAAUUUAAAAAGGAUGACUCUGGGGACGACGAGGACACUGCCUCUCCAGCUGACAAGAGUGAGCUACACCAAACCCUGAAGAACCUCUCCUUGAAGCUAGACGACCUCGGCACGUGCAAUGACCUCAUCGCCAAGCACGGGGCCGCGCUGCAGCGCUCCCUAAAUGAGCUGGACGGCCUCAAGAUCCCGCCCGAGAGCAGUGAGAAGCUAAAGGCGGUGAACGAGCGGGCCACGCUCUUCCGCAUCACGUCAAAUGCUAUGAUCAACGCCUGCAGGGACUUCCUGGAACUAGCAGAGACACACAGCCGGAAAUGGCAGCGGGCACUGCAGUAUGAGCAGGAGCAGCGUGCCCACCUGGAGGAAACCAUCGAGCAGUUAGCCAAGCAGCACAACAGCCUCGAGCGGGCCUUCCGCAGCGCCCCUGGCCAGUCCAACAACCCCACCAAGAGCUUCAGCGAGGGAAGCCUCUCGACUCACAAAGGAGAGGACAGUGAGGAAGAUGAAGACACCGAGUACUUCGAUGCCAUGGAAGACGCCACAUCCUUCAUCACCGUGAUCACUGAGGCCAAGGAAGACAGAAAAGCUGAAGGUGGAACCGGGGCAGGCUCUGUGGAAUGGACCUCAUCAGACAACACAAGUGAGGUGCUAGAUGCUGCCUCACUUGUGCCCAAGGGUUCAUCCAAGGUCAAGAGAAGAGUCCGCAUCCCCAAUAAGCCUAACUACAGCCUUAACCUCUGGAGCAUCAUGAAGAACUGCAUCGGCCGGGAGCUCUCCAGGAUCCCCAUGCCGGUGAACUUCAAUGAGCCCCUGUCCAUGCUCCAGCGGCUGACCGAGGACCUGGAGUACCACCAACUGCUGGACAAGGCGGUGCACUGCACCAGCUCCGUGGAGCAGAUGUGCCUGGUGGCCGCCUUCUCUGUGUCCUCCUACUCCACCACCGUGUACCGCAUCGCCAAGCCCUUCAACCCCAUGCUGGGGGAGACCUUCGAGCUGGACCGCCUUGAUGACAUGGGCCUGCGCUCCCUCUGUGAGCAGGUGAGCCACCACCCCCCGUCAGCUGCACACUACGUGUGCUCCAAGCACGGCUGGAGCCUCUGGCAGGAGAUCACCAUCUCCAGCAAGUUCCGGGGAAAAUACAUCUCCAUCAUGCCACUGGGUGCCAUCCACUUAGAAUUCGAGGCCAGCGGGAAUCACUACGUGUGGAGGAAGAGCACCUCCACUGUGCACAACAUCAUCGUGGGCAAGCUCUGGAUCGACCAGUCAGGGGACAUCGAGAUUGUGAACCAUAAAACCAACGACCGGUGCCAGAUAAAGUUCCUGCCCUAUAGCUACUUCUCCAAAGAGGCAGCCCGGAAGGUGACAGGAGUGGUGAGUGAUGGCCAGGGCAAGGCCCAGUACGUGCUGUCCGGCUCAUGGGAUGAACAGAUGGAGUGCGCCAAGAUCGUGCAAAGCAGCCCCAGCUCUGACGGGAAGCAGAAGACGGUGUACCAGACGCUGCCGGCCAAGCUGCUGUGGAAGAAGUACCCGCUGCCGGAGAAUGCGGAGAACAUGUACUACUUCUCCGAGCUGGCCCUGACCCUCAACGAGCUUGAGGAGGGUGUGGCGCCCACUGACAGCCGCCUGCGGCCCGACCAGCGGUUGAUGGAAAAGGGCCGCUGGGACGAGGCCAACGCCGAGAAGCAGCGGCUGGAGGAGAAGCAGCGCUCGUCGCUGCGCCAGCGGCUGGAGACCUGCGCACCCAGCAGCCGCUGCAGCACAGAAGAAGCAGAGAAGGAAGCAGACACGUACUUGCCACUGUGGUUCGAGAAGAGGCGGGACCCGCUGACGGGGGAGAUGGCCUGCAUAUACAAGGGCGGCUACUGGGAGGCCAAGGAGAGGCAAGACUGGCACAUGUGCCCCAACAUCUUCUGA
Messenger RNA from Propithecus coquereli (Coquerel's sifaka), 1977 nucleotides. RefSeq names its product oxysterol binding protein 2 (gene OSBP2). Gene Ontology annotation, molecular function: cholesterol binding. Gene Ontology annotation, cellular component: intracellular membrane-bounded organelle; membrane; cytosol. The coding region runs from base 1 to 1977 and encodes 658 amino acids. Lineage: Eukaryota; Metazoa; Chordata; Mammalia; Primates; Indriidae. The record is from RefSeq and is a predicted model, not a curated record. The transcript is spliced from 13 exons.